AAAUGUGUACCAUUUCUGUGCUCAAGUAAAAUCUGGGAUACUAAGGCUAUAUAAAUGAAUAAAAAAAUCAACUGUUCCUUGCUUGUGAUUUGAAGACCUUUCAAAGGAUAAGACCGUCAGGUCGCAUACAUUCACAACACUCCAUAGGACCUGCUCUCUUCUCUGUAGGCGCUGCAGCCGCCAUACCUAUGCAGUGCUAGAGGAAGCUCUCGCAGAGUUCAUUAUACCUCUUUAUAGUUUUUGCUGGUAAAGUGGAUAUCUACAAUGGCGGAAUUUAAAAUAUUUUCAAGGAGCCUCAAAACUCGAAGUGGAUGGCGUUUGGCGACUGUGAAAGAAGCAGAAGAAAAUAGGGAGUCAAUCAAGAGUAUUAAUUGGUCGACCAGGUGGGAUAGAGCCCGUCUUUUAGAUGGCUGGAUAGGAGGCUCCGCAUACGAUUUCCGUCCUAAAGUGGGUUUCAGAAGCUGUGUUGGAUACAUGUUACUCACUAAGCAAUCUCACUCGCCCCUCUCUGAAAUCUCUAGCUCAGAUGAAAUGGGAAAAGGCUGGUAUUCGGAGGUCACUCUGACGGAAGAGGGAAGAAGGGCUGCCUUGUUUCUGUGCUGUGAAGAUUGGAAUUAUGAGGUUGUUUGUUGGCUGCUCAACUGCUGGUCAAAGCCUGGAAAACAAAAGCUAAAAAUAAACUCAAAAGGGGAGAAAGCAGCGGCCAGUGAACUGGUGAGCGUUGUAGCGAGGGAGUUGCAGAUCACACGGGAAAUGAAGAGAGAGCGGAGAAUCCAGUUUUCGAAGUCGUCAGUGAAAGUGAUAAUGUCUUCCAUUCUGGAGUGUCUGGAAAAGGCAGUUCCAAAUGAGAUUUUGAGGGAAAUUUUAUUGAGGAUGAAGGUUCUCGACUUAGGAGGUCAGUGUUGGAAAGAGAUGGGUUUGACAGACGAUUUGAGUAGAUUCCAACAGUUUGGAUUCAAAACAAUGGAGGCCUCGACUAGGGAGGACAUCGCGGAUGUUGUCUGCCAUGUUGCGGCUGACUCCAUGGCAGUCGCCAUUAUAAGGCAUUACAUUUCUUCAAACGAUGCCAAUAUCGAUCGCCAAAGUUCAACAGGGCUCCGGCAGAGGAUGGGGGAUCUGGAGUUCGUUGCCUCCGUACUGGCUUAUGCAAACCAGAUCUUACAUAAAAGCUAUCAUGGGUACGAUAGUUUAUGGGGGAUUGUAGAAAAAGCGGCGAAAGCAGCUCAUGGCGACUGUAAGAUUCUUGAGGAAAUUUUGUUGCGAGAUCAAGAGUACGGAACAUUCAGCUACGAUGGAAAAUACGGUGUUCUCAACAAAAUUCUUGUUCAGGCCGCGAAGAAAGGCGAUUUAAAUGUUGUGGAGAGGUUAACAGGAUGUGGAAUCCAAGCCCUUGAAACCGACGACAAAAGAGGAAAGACGGCGCUGCACCAUGCAGCAAAACUCGACACCAACUCUCAGGGAGUCGAUAUCGCAGAAGCGCUGCUGCGUAAUGGGGGAGUAGCAAUUCGAGAGCUUGCAAAUGCCCGUGACUAUAAACACAGGACUCCACUACACAGAGCUGCUCUCAGUGGGCACGCGCGCAUGUGUAAACUUCUUAUACGCUAUCACUCAAGCACUCAUGCUCAAGAUAAAAAUGAGCGAAUUCCCCUGCAUUAUGCGCUUGGCCGUGAACAGCAAAACGAGGAGCUCAUUGCUAUGUUGAUGUCAGCGGAUGCAGAGGAAGUGGAUGAACAAGAUCGUCAAGGAAAGACGCCUUUGGAUCUUGCCGUUGAAUGUCAUGCCAGCAACAUCAGAAUGGUGACUUGGUUGCUAUCACUAUCCAGUCAACCAGAGCAUAGCUUUAAGAAGCUCCACCUGUCAGCGUUUCUUAGGGAGUCUUCCCGAAGGGGUUAUCGGGAUCUCCUUGUAAAGUUGCUGAACGCAGGAGCCAAUCCAGUGGAAAGAGACAAUGAAGGAAAAACGGCGCUACAUUACGCAGCAGAGUGUAGAGGGGAAAGUGAAGCAAAAGCAAUCAUCAAGGAACUGAUGGUAUUCGAUGAAGAGGGCCAAGUAAAAUGCCCGGAGCUGGUUACAGCACGUGAUAAUUAUGGAAGAAGUGUGCUCCAUAUUGCAGCUUUCAUCGGACACAAAUCCAUAUGCCAAAUGCUGUUGAGCCUCGACGGCCUGGCCCUAGAUACCAAGGAUCACGACGGCCAAAGUGCUGUGUAUUACGCAGUUGCUGGCACCCAUGACGAUGAUCAGGUUUUAGACGCUUUGCUAUUUCCAGCUUCUUCAAAAGAAGUUCCAAGUAUAGCUGAUCACAUUGAUUCCAGCGGAACAACUCCUCUUCACGUUGCCGCUGCAGCAGGCAACAUUAAAAUGGUGGGGAAGCUUCUGUCAAAGAGAUUGAUUUCCAAGUCGCAACAGCGAGAACAUUUUGUUCGUGCGGCAGACGUGCUGGGUCAAACAGCGCUCCAUAAAGCGGCAUGCGGAGGCCACAAAAGGGUGGUCCAGGAGCUUCUGGACAAGGGAGCUCACCCUUUAAAUGACCGCGACUGUGAUGGCAAAACAGCUCUGCAUUAUGCUGUUCAAGCAGAAAACGAUGAAGAUGCUCUGGGAAUAGCACAAUUAGUGCUCAGCAAAUGUGGUUCCGACGACGAGAAAUCCCUUCUUUUGUGCGCCUCUGCAGUUGGCAUUGGUACCGCUGAAGAAACUUUGGCAAAUAACUCGCCUUUGAAGACUUAUCUUAAGGAUGAAAGAAGUGGAAGAAAGGGGAAUUUGCUCAGAGCGGCAGCCAAACUAGCCAAUAUCGACAUGACGAGGGAGCUUCUCACUGGUGGCGCUCGUAUUUCUGACAUUACCAGCUCGAAAUGGAGAGCCAAAUUGACUCCAAUGGAAGAUCAAAAAGUUGAACAUGUUUUAAAGCAAAUACACAGGAGCGUAGAACAGAGAACUGACGAACCGACUCUGCGGGACAAUCUUGGAAGAAGUGCGUUUGCAAAUGGUCUGGCUGCAUUAUUUUUAAACCCUUACGUAAAACCUCCCAUUACUGUGGGUAUCUCAGGGGAAUGGGGAAUGGGGAAGUCCAGCCUCAUGAUGCAGACAGAAUCUGUUCUUCUCAAGACAUCGGCUCAAUUAGCAUUCUCACAUUCCCUGCAAGUCAAGGGUUUUCUUGGAGCAAGAAAACCCAAAUUAUCAACAAAAGGUGAAAGCAUUAGACGAUCAAUGAGGCGCUUAUCAAUAUCCAAAAGGACAGAAGAUGAAUCCUUGCAUAGUCCUCAUGCAAACAAGGAUGAGUCCACUUCAGCCUUGCAUAGCUCCAAUGCAAAGAAGGAUGAAUCCAAGUUAGACAUUUUCCAGAAGUUGAAAGGUUUGGUGAAAUGCUUGUUUUCUGCUGUAAAGGACAAUACCAGAAAAAGGAAUAGAGAGGUGAAAAUCCCACUGGGUGACUUUUCUGGUAGUUAUAACCCAAAAUAUCAUGCAAUGUACAAGCAUUUGGCCGUUAUAGAUCGCACAGAUAUGUUCGAAGAGGAAGAAGAAGAGGAGAAUGAAUCAACAUCAAGUGAUCAGAGUGAAAGGGUGUGCAAGGAGGAAUCAAAAAGGCAGGGACAGGAACAGAUGCAGAUACAGGGGACAAUACCCUCCAUUUUAACUGUCCGGUAUAAUGCUUGGCAAUACCGGAAUGAAUCCGACGCAUGGGCAGGUCUUGCAGUAAAUGUAACAAGGGAAUUGGAGGCGACGAUGACGGUGGCGCAGAAGCUGAGGACCGGUUGGAGAUAUAAUUGGACUACUCGCAAACGUCAGAUCUUUCUAGGAGUCAUACUUCCAUCCUUUCUUGCAGUAAUUAUGGCCAUUUGGUUCACUAUUAUUUUAUGGCUGAUACUAGACAAAGCCAAAGGUAAAGAUUUAAAACAGUUUAAAUAUGGAAGCUUACCUGCAACUGUAAUUGUUGUUAUGUGGGCUGUGGUGAGAUCAGUGAUUUCUAUUGUAGAGCCCAUCAGUUCUCAAAUGGUUGACUAUAUAUGCUUGCCAAAUCAUGCUGACAAGCUGGGUUAUCAUCAUAAGGUUAUUUCCGACAUCAAGUUUUUGAAAAAAGAAAUAGGUAAUAAACCUUCCCGGUUAUGGAAUGCCUUUAGUUUCUUAUGGUGCUGUGCAACAUUUUGCUGGAAUGACGACUAUAUUCAAGACACCCCGAUUCCCAAGAUGGCCCCUGCUUCCAGUGACAAUCUUAGAAUUGUAGUCUUCGUCGACGACCUUGAUAGAUGUCAAGAAAAUGUGAUUCUGCAGAUAUUGUCUGCCAUUAAUCUAGUUUUGGCUGCUUGCGAGAUCAACGUAGUUUUGGGAAUGGAUAAGAGAAUGAUCGAAAAUGCAAUAAUAAAAAAGUUUGGUAACCAGCAUAAUAAACCUCCUAAUAAGUGUAAUGAGGCCUUGGCAGACAAAUAUUUGAGAAAAAUAAUACAGCUGCCAUUAGACCUACCGGAUCCUAGUCACACCGAGUCCAAGAAUUUCUUGCAGGGGCAGCUAGGAAUUUCGGACACGUGCAAAGGACCUGCUGACUGUGAAGCACAAGCAGAUAUGCCACCUGUUCAUGCGCAUAGAAAAAUGAAUCCCAAGUUCCGAUUGGGAACCUUUAUUUCAAGGAAUCCUAAGUUAGGUGGAGGAGAAACUGUGGCAACCCGGGGAGAAACUGGAGAUAUAAGAGAAAGAGAUGAUGUUUCAGGCACGGAAAGUACUGGACAAGGAACGCAUUUUGAAUUACUCAACACAACAGAACACGGACAAUGUUCAACGGAAAUAUCAGAGCAAGGUUUAGCGGAAGCUGAAACAAAGAUUAUGAUACAGUCUGAAACAAGUUCUGGCAUUAAGGGAGGAGAACAAGGCGACCCGAUUUCAAAGACCGAGAAAGACAGGACUUGGAUGAGAUGGUGUAUGGGGAAAUUGAGAUCAUGCUUCUUCUACAAGUGCAACAGGGGAGAAAAGAGUAACACUGAAAUUGAAGAUGAACUGAUGGAAAUCUUCCCCAUAACUAUUGAAAUGCUGAUACCUCAAUAUAGCAAAGGGGAAAGCGACGCCUUUUGCUUCCUUGAGACAAAAACAACAGGUGCCAGAAAACUCCCCCGAGAAUGGAAGCGGUUGCUCACCUACCAUCGGCUAGCAUGGAAUAUCUUGUCCAAAAGUACACCAGUCAAGACAUUGGCCGGAUGGCAGGUUCAACUUAUUGCCUGGGUUUUUGUUUGUUGGCAAUGGAAAGAUCAAAUUGACACUCUAGUUCAGGAGUGGGAUAAUCUCCGCGUGCUUAAAAACUGGAUUACCGUAAAUGACAAUCAACAAGGGGAAAUGAUCCAGGGUAAAACAAGCGGGCCUUCCCUGAGGGAGAUCGUUGAGCAAUACAUGGAUGAGAGAUGGCCGGCAGUGGCAAAAAGUGGCAGUACAAGUGUCUCUAAUGCAGACGGCAUCAAAGGAAGUAUUCCCAAACAGAGUCCAGCAAAGGAAAACGACUCCAUUAAGAUCCAUACAGAGAAUGGCAAGGGGCAAGAAUCAGAGGGUAAAGGAAUCAGCAAUGGCACAAGUAACAUUAAUUCCAUGGAGGAGGAGGACAAGGGAGGAUUGAAGUACCUUAUGGAAGUGAUAGGGAAAGUUCUGAAGGAAGAGGAACAAGAAUAUUCACUGAAACUACAAGAGUUGGAGGGUAAGAAGGGAGAGGAUCCUGAAGAGUGGCUAAAGAUUGUGAUAAGAUUAAAGAUUUUACGAGAGGAAAAACAACUGGAGGAGUGGUUAAAAGCCAUUGUGAGGAAUGUUUUGAAAGAGGGCGAAGAAGCGAACGCCGGAGAAAGGUCCCUUCAACAAGACAAACAGAGCAAGGAAGAAAAGCAGGGGGCAUCCCAGAAACAGAAAAGAAAAGGCAAAAGAAAGGCGGUUGAAGAUGAAGAAGAACGUGAAGAAUGGAGAAAACUGAGAGAUACAUUGAGCCGCUACAAUGUUACCAUGGAUGGCCUUCAAGCUUUCCAGAAAUUUAGGUUUUACUGUGUGCCUGGAGAUCUCCCAUGGCCAUUACCCAAACAAGAGGACAAUCACAACUAAAGUCACUCUUUUAUAAAAAAUUGCUUUAUAUGUGUGUUUCAAGUACAUAUCAUAAAUUAUUUUAUCUUAUAUAUGUUUUCCAACAUAUAUAAACUUAUAGGUUUGACA
This is a messenger RNA of Cryptomeria japonica (Japanese cedar), 6168 nucleotides long. RefSeq lists its product as uncharacterized. Lineage: Eukaryota; Viridiplantae; Streptophyta; Pinopsida; Cupressales; Cupressaceae. The coding region runs from base 265 to 6060 and encodes 1931 amino acids. The transcript has 13 exons. Gene Ontology annotation, molecular function: protein binding. The record is from RefSeq and is a predicted model, not a curated record.